Toxorhynchites rutilus septentrionalis is the source of this 1489-nucleotide messenger RNA. RefSeq lists its product as uncharacterized. The transcript has a single exon. The record is from RefSeq and is a predicted model, not a curated record. NCBI's taxonomy places the organism in Eukaryota, Metazoa, Arthropoda, Insecta, Diptera, Culicidae. Bases 224 to 1141 code for a protein of 305 amino acids.
CAGUUCGAGCGUCUCGAGAUCUCUGGAUGCUCCCCGAUCGUGUGCUGAGACUGCAACUUGCUACCGCUGGCUUAGACUCAUAACCAGUCAGUCUUAAAUUAGCGCUGUUGCGGAGCAGCAGAGCAACGGAGAAAAACGUGUUGGAAAACUACGGCCCAGAAUUGCUACAAAGCGAUUGUGUUUUUUAACCCUUCCGAAGUUCUGUGCGGAAAGUGCUCGAAUAAUGGUAGCAGCACGAAUAAUUAUCUCCCUUCUACUGCUGGUGGUGCCAUCUUGGUGUGAACGAGGAAAAUCUUUUCACAGCAAAAUCAGUGCUUUGAGUGAUUCGAACAGCCGAUUUCUGUUUCAUAGUUACUACAAUGGUCGCGAUCGAGGCCACGAUCAGCAUCAUCAGAGCCACAAGAAGCAACUAGAGUCAACUACAAUCGGUGGAAGUGAAGAAGAACUGAGCACCACAAUUCCUCCCGCUCUUCCUCAAUCAGCAGUUUCGGAUCUAUCUUACGAAAAAUCACUGCCUCUUAGGGUGCUGAAUUGCAUGGCCAAGAAGUCAAUACUAGAUUGUGGCAAACUGUACCUCCUGCAGAACAUGGAGUCGAUGGAUUACAACUUUGAAACUACCACAAAUCUUACCCACGACGUCCAGCAGAUAUUCCUUCCUUCUUAUCGGGAACCGGAUAACAAGCUCUUCGAAGAUCAUCUGCUGCUACUCGACUCCACGGAGGUCGACAAACGGAUCAACCGCGGUCUCGCGAGGCUAUUCAACAAACGACAGGUUGAUAUCCGGUUCCUCCCGGGAUUCGGACUACGUAUCACACCCAGCGCAGACGACACGAUGGAAUUUUCGAUAAAAAAAUCGCUCCCCUCGGAGGAGGAGCGCGCCAGUAAAGAUGGUGGUGGUGGUGGUGGUGGCAAGAAAGGAUACAAGCAUCUUAUUCGGUUGGGUGUUCCAGUGGUGCUGUUGCCCACGAUGCUGCUGGCCGGUGUGAUGCCGAUGAUGAUCCCGGUGCUAAAAUUUGCUACCUUCUUCACCAGCUUUGUUAAUCAUGCUGCGCUGGCUGCGGCCGUUAUGUACCUCGCGAAACAACAUGCCCAGGAGCAAGAGGACAAACAAACCAUUUAUUUUAAUGCGGGGUAUAAUUAGCUGCGCGCGUUGGAUGGUGCUCGACGGUGGUGAUGGGAUGAGGGGAAUUUGCGGUGUUAUUUAUACUUUUCGUCGCUUUUCUAACCUAUUUAUUUAUUGUUGUAAGUAAAAUGUUAUUUCGAAUAACGUCACUAUUGCCUGCAACGUUACACGGAAAAUCGGAUUAAUGGUUACUGUGUGUUGGAUUUCAAACAUAGAAAUUAUAUGAAAUGAGACAAAUAAAUUCAACUACAUGAAUUGCACUCAAAGAGAAUCAUAUUGAAUUAGAGUUUCGAUCACUUUUUCUAUAGAUACGACUGAAUAUGUUAGGUGUAAUAUUUGAUAUAAAAACAACAUUUUUAUUUAUUA